UUCCUAGCAAACUUAAGUUUUAGUCUAAAUGUGAUUGAUCGCUGCUGGCGUAGGGAUGCUAAUUGGCGAAACAAGAGGCAAAAUCUGGCUAAAUGCUCGGUUGGAUUUGCUGGGAAGAUGACUAAUAACAUUGGUGUGGGGGUAACAUAUUACAAAGUUACGGACCCAAGUGAUGAUCCUUUGAAUCCAAAGGUUGGGACAUUGAGGUAUGGAGUGACAAAAAUUAGAGGGAAGGUGUGGAUUACCUUCCAAAGGGAUAUGCUCAUCAAGUUCCAAAAGCCACUUAUUGUUGGUAGUUAUAUCACCAUUGAUGGACGUGGUGCCAAUGUUCAAAUAGCUCAUGGUGCAUGUUUCUUGCUCAAUGGGGUGAGCAAUGUCAUCAUCCACAACCUGAGGUUUCACCACUGCCAUUCCCAAGCUCCUGGUUCAGUGAUGGGUCCUGGAGCAAAAAUUGUGAAACUACAACAGGUCGAUGGUGAUGCAAUUCGCCUUGUUGGAUCUUCAAAAGUUUGGAUUGAUCACAACACCUUUUAUCAGUGUCAAGAUGGUCUCAUCGAUAUCACCCGUGGCUCUACCGAUGUAACUGUCUCAAACAAUUGGUUUCGGAACCAUGAUAAGGUGAUGCUUUUGGGUCACGAUGAUAGUUUCUCACAGGACAAAAACAUGAGGGUAACUAUAGCCUUCAACUAUUUUGGUCCCAAUUGCAAUCAACGCAUGCCAAGGUGA
Molecule: messenger RNA, 726 nt
Organism: Macadamia integrifolia
Lineage: Eukaryota; Viridiplantae; Streptophyta; Magnoliopsida; Proteales; Proteaceae
Product: putative pectate lyase 2
Exons: 2
Coding region: 118-726 (202 amino acids)
Molecular function (GO): pectate lyase activity
Source: RefSeq, a predicted model, not a curated record